Messenger RNA from Thermothielavioides terrestris NRRL 8126, 1803 nucleotides. RefSeq lists its product as uncharacterized. Gene Ontology annotation, cellular component: peroxisome. The transcript has a single exon. Lineage: Eukaryota; Fungi; Ascomycota; Sordariomycetes; Sordariales; Chaetomiaceae. Gene Ontology annotation, molecular function: acetyl-CoA C-acyltransferase activity. Bases 405 to 1664 code for a protein of 419 amino acids. Gene Ontology annotation, biological process: fatty acid beta-oxidation; phenylacetate catabolic process. The record is from RefSeq and is a predicted model, not a curated record.
UCGCUUCCCGGAACUGUGUUUUCCCCCUCUCCAAACCCGGGAGAGACCCGUCGCCACGGGCAUCCCCCGGCCGCGAGUUAUCCCGAACAGGACCGCCGCCGAGGAGGCUUCUCAGCUUUGUUUCGGUUCCUAGGAUUCUUUCCUUUUUUUCUUUCCUUCCCUGUUUCAUUUUGCAAGUCGCGAUACCCCGGGUUGUUGGUUCUGUGUUUCAAUCAAGUGAAUUGGCCUGCUCGCUCGUGUCUUGCUCUUUCUUCGGACGCCAACACAACUGCCGAAGCUGCUUGUCUGGAACCGGCAAGGGCGCCAGCAACGGAGGCGCCUUUCCUACCCCUUCUCCUACACUACACUCUAUCGAGCCCUGCCCGCCAGAAACUCAACUCUCCGCCUCCCAGCAGCGCCAAGCCAUGACGGCCAUCCCGAAAGGCAUCAAGGCCGUGCUGGCCAAGGCCCCGACCGACGUGGUCAUCCUCUCGUCCCUCCGCACGCCCAUCUGCCGCUCGUACCGCGGCCAGCUCAAGGAUGCUUUCCCGGAGGAGCUCCUGUCGGUCGUGCUCCGCGCGACGCUCGACAAGGUUCCGCAGCUCGACCCGGCCGCCGUCGAUGAUGUCGCCGUCGGCGUCGUGCUCAGCGAGCUGGGCGGGUCCAAGGCCGCCCGCAUGGCCAUGAACCACGUCGGCUUCCCGUCGACCACGUCGCUCUACACGGCCAACCGCGCGUGCGCGUCGUCGCUGCAGAGCAUCGCCCUGGUCGCCGCCCAGAUCCGCACCGAGAUGAUCGACGUCGGCAUCGGCGCCGGCAUGGAGAGCAUGACGCGCAACUACGGCUCCAAGGCGAUCCCCGUCGACCUCUGGCCCGCCCUGCGCGAGUCCCCCGUCAAGGACGCGCGCGACUGCAUCAUGCCCAUGGGCCUGACCAGCGAGAACGUGGCGCGCCGGUAUGGCGUCAGCCGCGCGGACCAGGACGCCUUCGCCGUCGAGUCGCACCUGCGGGCGGCGCGCGCGCGCGACUCGGGCGCCUUCGACGCCGAGAUCGUCCCCGUCACGACGCGCUUCCAGGAGGUCGACAAGGCGGGCAACGCGGUCGGCGAGCCGCGCACCGUCACCGUCACGCAGGACGACGGCAUCCGCCCCGGCGCCUCGGCCGAGUCGCUCGCCAAGCUCAAGCCCGCCUUCACGCCCGACGGCGCCAGCACGGCCGGCAACUCGAGCCAGGUCAGCGACGGCGCGGCCGCGACGCUGCUGAUGCGCCGCAGCACCGCCACGCGGCUCGGCCUGGCCGACCACAUCCUGGGCCGCUUCGUCGCCGCGACCGUGGCCGGCUGCGCGCCCGACGAGAUGGGCAUCGGCCCGGCGCUGGCGAUCCCCAAGCUGCUCGCGCAGGUCGGGCUAGAGCCCCGCGACGUGCACCGCUGGGAGAUCAACGAGGCGUUCGCCAGCCAGGCGAUCCACUGCGUGCGCGCGCUCGGGCUCGAGGCCGCCUGGCGCGACGGCGCCGUCAACCCGGACGGCGGCGCCAUCGCCCUCGGCCACCCGCUCGGCGCCACCGGCGCCCGCAUGGUCGCCACGCUCAUGCACGGCCUGCGCAGGUCCGGUGGCGAGGUCGGCGUCGUCAGCAUGUGCAUCGGCACGGGCAUGGGCAUGGCCGGGGUGUUUGUCAGGGAAUGAACGGGCCUUGCGGGUGAUGAGCUUCUUACGGGAAGGGGGUUGGGAUUGCUCGGGCGGUGGGGUGCUUUCUUGUAAAUAGUACCAGGUAAAUAUGCAAGGGUGUACCGUCGGAGGAGUAAGGCCCUGAUUGUUCAACGCU